AUAAAUACUUUUUUAAUACUUUCCAAAUUUGGCGGCUAUUUUUUGGAAUCUUGAAUAAACUCCCGCCAAAAAUUACUCCUUGAAUUAAUUUUGACAAAAAGCAGAAAACCAAUUUUACAAAAAUAACAAUCUUCAAUUCGAGCAAAAAAGAAAAAAAGAAAUGUACGGGAAGAAGGGGAAAGAAUUAAUUCAAGAAUUUGCAGAGAGUGAACCUGGACAGCUUGCGGCUUUUAAUACUGACCUAGUUACGCAAGUACUUGAAGAAUGUAACAGUCAUUUUCUGCACCUCAAUUCCUUGGUGAGGAAAAUGAAUGCAAAAACUCCUGCUGAAAGUUCAGGUGCAAAUCGACCAACUCAAAAUGAUCCACAUUCAAAUAAUGAAUCACCUGAUAACAGCGAGCCACCUGAGGCUGAUGGAAGUACAAAUACUGAGCUCCCCAAAGAUGAUAAUUACCAUGGCCUGCUUAUCCAUCAUCAGUCUCUCACUCGCAACAAACGCUGUCUGAUGGCUUAUGUAUAUAAUCGAGCAGAAGUUGUUCGAAAAUUGGGAUGGACCCUUGAGCGUGUCCUCCCAGAAGAAAUUGAAGAGAAGCUCAGUACCUCAGAGAAAGAAUAUUUUAAGAAUCAUGCUGCAACUAUCCAAUCGUACAUGUCAGCACUUGAUCUCGAUUUGGGGGUGGAUAUGGUGCCACCCAAAGAUCCCUAUAUCAAGGUGAGGGUGCUCGAUGACAUUGGUAAUGUUGUCCUUAGCGACCAAUUAGCCAACCUUGCUCGUCAUGCAAUUCUUUUCAUUAGGAGAACUGAUGCAGAGCAGUAUAUUUCUCAGGGCUUAAUGGAAGAACUCACGAGUUGAUCCCAACGACUACAGAGUUGCAAGCUGAUUCUGAUUGUGCAUUGCUUCUACACAACCAGCAGUGUCAGAGAAGCAAAACAAGUUUGAGAAGGCUUUGGAGAAAUGGAGGGAAUCAUUCAUCGUCACCCAUGUGUCUGAUAUCACAAAGGGGUUGUUGAUUUGACUGACGUGUAAUCUAGACUUUAAAAAGUGAGUGUAUUCUGAGAGAGCUUAUUGCUCUUGGGUGAACAAAGACCUUAGUGUAGAACACCAUUUACUCGUCCUGUACAUUAGAAGUCUUCUCUUGUGACAUAAUCAAUAAUUACAAAAGGGAAA
Capsicum annuum is the source of this 1168-nucleotide messenger RNA. Its product is annotated as DNA replication complex GINS protein PSF1. Lineage: Eukaryota; Viridiplantae; Streptophyta; Magnoliopsida; Solanales; Solanaceae. Gene Ontology annotation, biological process: DNA replication; DNA strand elongation involved in mitotic DNA replication. Gene Ontology annotation, cellular component: GINS complex. The transcript is spliced from 7 exons. The record is from RefSeq and is a predicted model, not a curated record. The coding region runs from base 161 to 853 and encodes 230 amino acids.